AUGGCAUAUCCAGAUUAUCAAAAACCCUACAUCGUGCACACUGAUGCCUCGAAAGACGGUCUAGGUGCUGUCUUGUACCAGGAACAGGAAGAGACAAUGCAAGUCAUUGCGUACGCCUCUCGGAGUCUGACGAAUGCAGAAAAGAACUAUCACCUCCACGCAGGAAAAUUAGAAUUUCUGGCACUCAAAUGGGCAAUCACCGACCACUUCCGUGAUUAUUUAUAUUACGCGCCUGAAUUUACGGUUUAUACCGAUAACAAUCCAUUAACAUACGUUUUAACAUCUGUACGACUUAAUGCCACAGGCUUAAGAUGGAUUGGAGAACUGGCCGACUUUAAGUUCAACAUCCGUUAUCGUCCAGGAAAACUCAAUGGAGACGCCGAUGCAUUGUCCAGAAUGCCUAUGAAUAUUGACGAUUAUAUGAAAACAUGCAGUGAAGAGGUUAAUCGCGACGCCUUCCAAGCGACUGUUUGUGGAGCAAAAGUACAGGUCGAACAGUUUCAAACACCUUUGCUCUUUCCUCCUGAGAUUACUCGAGCGGAUGUUAGUUUAAACCAAGCAUCUAUAAAUUUGAAGACAGCACAGAAUGACGACGCAGAUAUUGACCGCGUCAUAACACUUAAAAUAGCGAACACGUAUUUGUCUCCUCAUGAAAGAAAGCAGGAAAGCCACACUGUACAGCAGCUGUUAAGAGAAUGGAAUAAGUUAAAAGUGGGGACUGAUGGAGUUCUGUACCAACUAGCAGGAACAGUCCGUCAAGUUGUACUACCUAGACGUCUACGUCAACAAGUUUAUAAAGAGUUGCAUGAAGAGAUGGGUCAUUUGGGUUCUGAACGCGUCAUUGACUUGGCUUGA
Molecule: messenger RNA, 855 nt
Organism: Paramuricea clavata
Lineage: Eukaryota; Metazoa; Cnidaria; Anthozoa; Malacalcyonacea; Plexauridae
Source: the annotation of a GenBank genome assembly